AUGGAUGAGCAAGAAACAGACUUAAGAAAAAAUAGAUCGUUGACUGUCAUUGUAUUGGAGGAAACAGCUAAGAAACAUGAUUUCAAGAAGCAUCUAUGUGGAAAACACCGUCAUUUUGUAACCGUCAACAUUAAAACAAAACUAGGGGCGCGUCAGGAGACACGGCUCAAUGGCAUUUUCAGUAAUUUUGAAAGUUCCAAGGCAACAUGGGACGUGGGUGAGUCAUCAUCUCCUACGUCAAGUAGGGGCAGACCAAAUCAAAACCUCGACUUCAAAAAAAGCUUUGAAACAUUACUUGGUGGGAUGAGGUCGCUUGCCUCUUUUACCACAAGACAAGAAAGAAGAGAAAUCAUGGUCGAGAGUUUGAACAUAAACACCGAGCCAAUGAGAUUUGAAUGA
Molecule: messenger RNA, 399 nt
Organism: Dovyalis caffra
Lineage: Eukaryota; Viridiplantae; Streptophyta; Magnoliopsida; Malpighiales; Salicaceae
Source: the annotation of a GenBank genome assembly